Messenger RNA from Caenorhabditis elegans, 780 nucleotides. It is a transcript of the gene ule-2, whose product is annotated as Uterine Lumin Expressed/locailized. The transcript has 2 exons. Lineage: Eukaryota; Metazoa; Nematoda; Chromadorea; Rhabditida; Rhabditidae. Bases 6 to 590 code for a protein of 194 amino acids. The record is from RefSeq and is marked reviewed.
AAAUCAUGAUUUUCUACAUUCUUUUCCUGUUACCUCUGGUCUCCGGGCAAUGGGGUACCCCUCCACCAAUUGUCACUAAUGAGCAAUGUCAAGUGGAAUACAAAUCGAUAAUGAAUUGUGUUAGGAAUCCACGUCUUUUCACAAGAAUUGAUGAAAUUCCCCGUCCUGAGAAAUCAGAAAAUCUUGCACUAAUCGAAGAAGUCACUCACGUCCUAGAUUGUUCUGGAUUCUUAAAUUGCAAUAGUUCAAGAAUUUUGCAGUCAUAUUUGUUCAAUCAACGUUGGAUUCUAGACGUACUUCAUGGAAAACUGGAGCCAUGUCUUGGGAAUGGAGUUUUACGCAAGAUUUUUGAUUCUUGUGAUCCUGCUCCAAGUUACAAGAAUUUCAAGAAAUUCGAUGAUGAUGAUUGCAAUAGGAUUACUGUGUACCUACCUUGCUUUGUGAACGAACUGAAAAACCAGCCAACUUGCAAAAUCAGUGAUGUAAAUCUAUUCAAACGAAUGAUUUUUGCAAUGAGAUCCGGUUGUGUGAUGGGCCAUCAAAUGAAAAUUGAGUUCGACAACUAUGGAAUUAUUGAAAAUUCAUUUUAACUUAAAUCUUGUUACAAUAAAUGUGUGCUCAAUGCCAUGCAAUAUAUUUGAAUUAUUUAAACCGAAAUACUAAUGUUUACAAUUAACUUGUUCAUAUUUUCAAUAAGUUCAGUUUCUAACUUUUGUAAUGAUGAAAAUUAUCAUGAGAUUAAUAAAAGGCGGUUUCAAAUUACAUUCAUUUGGAAACUAU